CUCAGACCAUUUUACAAGCCCAAGACCCUUCUGGCAAAAGAUGUGUCCUCAACACCCAGCCAACCCUUGCUGGUUAUGGUCCCGCCGACCAACUCCAAGCCAGCGGGGACCAGGGCCUCGAACCCUCUCUCCAAACCCCUCAAACCGGUCGCACCUCAAAGACCGCUCCCGGGCCUAAAAGUUCACCCCGCUUCCUUCGCCUUCAAGAAGUGACGACGGCUUUGGCCCACGACGCUGCCUUCCUCAUUUGCACUACUGCGGUUCCAACGCAGGGAUUUUUGGUUACGAGAGACAUUUUCACCUUUUGGGGAGUGGGGGGGGGGGACUUGGAAAAUGGAAACCGUCCCACCCAAAAAAAUAUAUGAAGAAACGGAGGAGGGAAGAGUCACCAAAAACCUUUUGUGGGGCUGUGGAGAGAGUAAGGCGGACCUCGAGACCCGUGGCUUCAUCUGAUCCGCCGAAGCUUCGUGAAUGUGACGAGAUUCACGACCUACCUCCUUGUUUUGCACAACCUCGUGAGAUGUUUUCCCUCCUGGAACGCCAGUUUUGGGGGGAACCUGGUCCUGAAGUUGGUGUCACCGAUUUACAGGUGGACACCCUCCCACCCACCCACCUCCGCCAGGUUUCCAGAUGUACGAUGCAGCAAACCAUGAGAUGGAAACUUCUCCAUCUGGACAUCCAGGCGGGAUUUUGGGUUGAGCUUAGAUGGUCUGGAAGAAAACAGUUUGGGAGAAAUGAUGCAGAAGAAGGAGGAGUUGAUGAGCUUUGCUUGAGUCCUCCUUGACACCCGUUCCUUCCACCUGGAGAAGAAGGCCAUCUCAGAACAUCUCCCCUGAUUCCAGAAAACAGGAAGGGCCUUGGGAAGUGCCUCCCCUGAUUCCUUGGAAGGGUGCUGUUGGCCAGAACAGAUGUUCCUUGGGCAACGUCUUGGUUCCUUGAAGUUGGGCGAUCCAAGAUCUUCAUCGGGGGGCAGAAGACCUCCUUCCACUCUCUCUCUUUGCCACAGUUACAAUGGAGGGCCAUUUCUACCCUACACAUCUAUUUGGACAAAGUUCAGGAAGACUCCCUGUAGACCAUCAACACAACAACCCACAACAGUCAACCCUACUGGAGUCCAUGUGGUUGGCGGUGAAUUAAAAAAUAGGACCAGGGGGAUGAAGUUCUAGCUUUUCUGUGGGAACGGAAAGAUUUCCCUCCCAAGAAAAUCAGGUCCAACUUUUGUUUUGAAGGGUGAAGGCCAGCAGAAGAACAGCACAGGGGAAGCAACGUUCCUGACUCAGUACAGGCCCUGUUGACUGGCAGUGGGAGAAUGAUUAUGGGGUCAUCAUAGAUGGUGGACCAUCCUCUCCCACUCCGUCCCACCACUUAGGCCCAGGAACAUCAUAGAUGAUAGACCAAGUCUUGAAGGACACUCAGCAUCUUCUUCCUGUCCAUCCUCUCCCACUCCAUCCCACCACCCAGGGCCAAGAACAUCAUAGAUGAUGGACCAAGUCUUGAAGUCCACUCAGC
Thamnophis sirtalis is the source of this 1509-nucleotide messenger RNA. The record is from RefSeq and is a predicted model, not a curated record. Lineage: Eukaryota; Metazoa; Chordata; Lepidosauria; Squamata; Natricidae.